AUGGAGCUCCAGCAGCAGCAGCAGCAGCAGCAGCAGCAGCAACAGCAGCAGCUGCUGCUGCAGCAGCAGGCAGAUGAACGGCCCCCACAGCUGUCUGCUGAGGGUUUAGGUUCUGAGGGUUUAGGGUUUGAGGGUUUAGGGUUUGGGGGUGAGAUAAAGAGACGGGGUAAACAGGCUAGCAACCGAAGGAGCAGCAGCAGCAGCAGCCGCAGCAGCAGCAGCAGCAGCAGCAGCAGCAGCAGCAGAAAAAAAAACAAUAGAUCUGUUGCUCUUCGUAUAAUUGGUGCUGUAUUAGUUAUGCUGCUAGCAACACAUAUAUGCCUAAUCAAAGGCAGCAGCAGCAGCAGCAGCAGCAGCAGACGCCUAGCAGCAAGACAGCCCCCUGGAGAUGCAGAUGCAGCAGCAGCAGCAGCAGCAGCAGCAGCAGCAGCAGCAGCAGCAGCAGAUAACUAUAACCUCUGUUCUCUUAUAUCUCAUGUCCCUCAAUUCUCAGCAGCAGAAGACAGCAGCUUAGAGGCAGAUUUCAACAUGCAGUUGCUGCUGCAGCAGCAGCAGCAGCAGCAGCAGCAGCAACAGCAGCAGCAGCAGCAGCAGCAGCAGAACCCUUCACAACCUGCCUAUACACCCGAUCAUCUGCUGCUGCAGCAAGCGCUAGAGGAUGUUGAUAUAGAGUUGCUGCUGCAGGCGCUGGGAGACACAGCAGCAGCAGCAGCAGAGCAGCAGCAGCAGCAGCAAACGCAUGCAGCAGCAGCUGCUGCUGCUGACUCUUCGUUUCCUUUCUUCUCCGCCUCUAUCGAUGAUGCUUCUGCUGCUGCUGCUGCUGGAUGGCUCGCGCCGUGGGCAACAGCACCUGCUGCUGCUGCUGCUGCACCUGCUGCUGCUGCUGCUGCUGCUGCACCUGCUGCUGCUGCUGCACCUGCAGCAGCUUUUACAUUUGGGGGGUUCAACACACUGCUGCACCUGCUGCUGCUGCUGCACCUGCAGCAGCUUUUACAUUUGGGGGGUUCAACACACCUGAAACAGCAGCAACAGCAGCAGCUCCUGCUGCCUUUGCUCCUGCUGCUGCUGCUGCUGCACCUGCUGCUGCUGCAGCUGCUGCUGCACCUGCUGCUUUUCUUCAUACUGACAACUGGAGCAGCUUAG
Eimeria mitis is the source of this 1143-nucleotide messenger RNA. RefSeq lists its product as uncharacterized. NCBI's taxonomy places the organism in Eukaryota, Apicomplexa, Conoidasida, Eucoccidiorida, Eimeriidae. The record is from RefSeq and is a predicted model, not a curated record.